Beta vulgaris subsp. vulgaris (sugar beet) is the source of this 1429-nucleotide messenger RNA. RefSeq names its product 1-aminocyclopropane-1-carboxylate oxidase homolog 12. The coding region runs from base 100 to 1245 and encodes 381 amino acids. Lineage: Eukaryota; Viridiplantae; Streptophyta; Magnoliopsida; Caryophyllales; Amaranthaceae. The transcript is spliced from 4 exons. The record is from RefSeq and is a predicted model, not a curated record.
AUUCUUAUAUAUUUGAAUAUUUCCAUCCUGACAUCAAUAGAAUAAUAUACAUAUACUUCCCUUUGUAUCCUAAUUCCUACCUAGAUUAGCUGCUCAAAAAUGGUCUCCAAACAUCAGAUGCAGCAUGAUUAUGAUCGAGAAGUUGAAAUCAAGGCUUUUGAGGACUCAAAAGCUGGAGUUAAGGGUCUCGUCGAUGCUGGGAUUACGCACAUCCCUAGCUUUUUCAUCCAUGAGCAUCUUAGCAUCAACACCAACAACGACAAUACCCAAAAUGGUGCGCCUGUGGCUUUUGGUGAGGACGGGAAGAACAAGAUCCCGUUGAUCGAUUUUCGAGGGAUCGACGACAAAGAUGGAGGUCGACGUGAUGAGGUAAUUAAGCAAGUGAAGAGCGCAUGCGAAAACUAUGGUUUUUUUCAAGUUGUCAACCAUGGUAUUCCUGUUCAAGUACUAGAUGAAAUGUUAGAUGGAAUACGUAAGUUUCAUGAACAAGAUGUUGAAGUUAAGAAAGAGUAUUAUUCACGCGAUUAUGAAACCAAGCAUUUCUUGUACAAUAGUAAUUUCAACUUACUCCAAGUCAAGGUGGCUGCUUGGAGAGAUACCAUGACCUAUAUUCGCGGAUCUUUGCCUCCAAAUCCUGAAGAAAUAUCCCCAGUUUGCAGGGAUAUAUUGAUCCGCUACACAGACGAAAUAAUGAAUAUAGGUGAGACAAUAUAUGAAUUACUAUCUCAAGCUCUCGGACUCAAUCUCAAUUACCUGAAAGAAAUUGGAUGCAACAAUGGCAUUUUUGCGCCAUGCAAUUACUAUCCAGCUUGCCCUGAACCAGAAUUAACCUUUGGUUCUACUACCCAUGCUGAUAGUGGUUUCAUAACUAUACUUCUUCCCAAUCACAUCCCUGGUUUACAAGUUCUCUAUCAAGGUCAUCAAUGGAUCGAUGUGGUUCCUAUUCAUGGUGCACUCGUGGUUAACAUGGGAAAUUUGAUGCAGUUGAUUACCAACAACAAGUUUGUUAGCGCAUUGCACAGGGUGUUGGCAAGCAAGGAAGGGCCAAGGAUUUCAAUGGCUUGCAUAUUUAGGCCACAUUAUUCUCCAGAGAAUACCUCACGACUUUAUGAACCAAUUAAGGAGCUUUUAUCUGAAGAAAAUCCUCCCUUGUACCGUGCUGUUACUGUCAAGGAAAUCAUCUCCAACAAACAUUCAACUACUCCAGGAAGCAUUGGCAACGCUCUCCACAAAUUUAAACUUUGAACUUGAUUGCGCUAAUCUUUUAUAGAGAGUUUUUUUAUUCAUGCGUGAGAUAUGCAUUUGUUGCAGAUGAAUAAUUAUUUAAGUCUUCUGUUUUUGUGCGUUUUGUGCGUGGUUUUGUUUCUUUGUGAUGAACUGUUGUGUGUGAAGGGAAAAUAAAAUUAAUUGUCGGUCUUUUCGUAUUGCA